Stereum hirsutum FP-91666 SS1 is the source of this 897-nucleotide messenger RNA. RefSeq names its product proline-specific peptidase. The coding region runs from base 1 to 897 and encodes 298 amino acids. The record is from RefSeq and is a predicted model, not a curated record. NCBI's taxonomy places the organism in Eukaryota, Fungi, Basidiomycota, Agaricomycetes, Russulales, Stereaceae. Gene Ontology annotation, molecular function: peptidase activity. Gene Ontology annotation, biological process: proteolysis. The transcript is spliced from 2 exons.
AUGUCCACCAGCAACGAAACUACUACGUCCUUCACCGUCAAUGGCCAAACAUAUCAGACCUGGUAUAGAGUUUACGGCGACCUCUCCACUCGCACCCGUACCCCACUCGUCGCACUGCACGGCGGUCCAGGUCUUGUCUCCGAUUACCUCGUUCCACUGCAAGGCCUCGCCACGUCUUAUGAUAUCCCUGUCAUCGUAUACGACCAGAUAGGGAACGGGCGCUCUUCUCAUAUCCGUGACAGAGCGGACUCCCCGUCAUUCUGGUCUCUCGAUCUCUUCCUUGACGAACUCAACAAUCUUCUUCUACAUCUUGGCAUCCAGGACAGGUUCGAUCUCUGGGGCCAUUCGUGGGGCGGCAUACUCUCUCUUGAGUACGCUAUCCGGCAGAAGUCGACGGGACUAAAACAUCUCAUCCUAUCCGACUCGCUCCCCUCGGUGGGACUAUGGGGCCAAUCGAGCAUGCAGCUUUUGCAGAAGUUUCCUGAGGAUGUUCAGGAGGGGAUGAUGAAAGGGAUGGCUAAUCCGACGAAGUACUUGGAUGCGUUGAAGAAGUUCCAUGCGGUACAUGGGUGUACAGUUGUGCCGAUGCCGGAGGAGGUUGUCAGGACUUUGGAAGGGGCCUUUGGGGAGGAUGGGGAUCCAUCCGUCGCGCUUGCUCUGAUGCAACCGAGCUCGUGGUUCUCCACCUGGUCAGCCAUCGACCGUCUUCACCAAAUUGAUAUUCCUACCCUUGUCAUCAAUGGUGCGAACGACAUAUCUCAGGAUUUCGUCGUUGAGCCGAUGGUGGAGAAAAUUCCUGGUGCGAAGUGGGUGAAAUUUCAGGAGUCGAGCCACAUGCCGUUUUGGGAAGAGAGUGGGAAGUAUAUGAGGGUAGUCGCCGAUUUUGUAGAGGUUUGA